Arachis duranensis is the source of this 930-nucleotide messenger RNA. RefSeq lists its product as uncharacterized. Gene Ontology annotation, cellular component: nucleus; cytosol. Gene Ontology annotation, molecular function: nuclear import signal receptor activity. Gene Ontology annotation, biological process: protein import into nucleus. Bases 171 to 674 code for a protein of 167 amino acids. Lineage: Eukaryota; Viridiplantae; Streptophyta; Magnoliopsida; Fabales; Fabaceae. The transcript is spliced from 2 exons. The record is from RefSeq and is a predicted model, not a curated record.
CCCUCUUCAAGUCCAGAAUGUUCUAGACCACCCAUGACGGGCCUCAACUCAACUCCAAACCCCAUCUUUAACCCCGUCGCAACACCAUCUCUUCCACCUCGCUGCUACUUCUCAAUCUUGAAUAGAACAAAAUCUAAAAGCUAAAAUCAUACCACGAAGAAAAUUAAAAGAUGUUCGGAGUAGUUUUCCCAAACCGCAGCUUCCCCAUAGACAUCUCCACCUUCGCCCAAAUCGAUACCUUCCAUUGGGUUCUCGACAUGAACACUUUCGUCGGUGAGGCGUACGAUCAAAUUCACGAGGUUUGCAUCUUCCUUCUCAACGGCUUUACCCUUCCUCCGGACAAGGCGCUCGCCGUCUACGUCCAGUCGCCGGGAUCACCGUUCGUCUUCUGCGGCGCCGUCACGCUAGCUCGCCCCUCCGCCGUGAUCUCGUUGCCGUGGCCGGAUCCCGGGAGCGGCGGCCAGCUGCAAUUGACGGCGGCGGACGCCGGCGAGCAGCGGAUCGAGCGCGUGGCGUUGAAGGUAGGGGAGAAUCUAUUCAACUUCAUGCAGAGUUUUUGCGGUGUUGAUGGUUCGAAGCUUGUGGUGCCGAUGGAUAUUUUGGAUCGGUGGUUCAAGAAGUUUCAGGAGAGGGCCAAGCGUGACCCUGAGUACUUGAAGGGUUUCGCUUUGUAAGUGUUUCUUAAUUGAGAAAAGAGUUCCAAUUUCUCCUUUUUUUUCUAGGGUGCUAGAAAUGAUAGAGAAUGCAAAGCGAUAGUGUUUGUGUGAAUUGCGAUGAUAGAUUAGAUGUAACUCUAUGCCUCCAUUAAAUCAAUCCAUGGAGAUGCCUUUGUGCACUUCAAUUACAAUUGAGGAGGGGAAUUAGUAUCUAAAUGAAGAUGUUGCACCCUUUUUCUUUUUAGAUAUUUGAAUUUGAAAUAUGUUUUGAUCA